Biomphalaria glabrata is the source of this 5076-nucleotide messenger RNA. Its product is annotated as dual specificity protein phosphatase 12-like. Gene Ontology annotation, molecular function: protein tyrosine/serine/threonine phosphatase activity. The record is from RefSeq and is a predicted model, not a curated record. Lineage: Eukaryota; Metazoa; Mollusca; Gastropoda; Planorbidae. The transcript has 8 exons. Gene Ontology annotation, biological process: protein dephosphorylation. Bases 223 to 1587 code for a protein of 454 amino acids.
GAAUGGAUAUCCGACUUGCUAAGUCCGAAAUAAAACGUACAUUGCAUGCUAGAUUUAACAAGCAUAGAUUAGUUAUAAACAAAAUAAAAUGCUCAAAUUUACGUAAAACCAUGUGUAUAGCUAAGAAGGCUGAUUGUAGAAUUUAUUGGUCAACUAUUGAUCUGGGAAUACCUUUUGGCGUACAUUUUGUCCAGUCCCUCUGAUUCUCAUACAAUCGAUGCUAUGGAGACAUCAGAUUGCAUUGUGGAAGGGCUUUACCUAGGGGGUGUCAUGGCCGCCCUAAAUGAGCAUGACUUGCAGGUCAAGAAUGUGACCCACAUUUUGUCUGUGGAUGAGAAGCCCUUGCCUGAAAUCCUGACCAGCAAGUACUCCUACAAACAUGUAUUUGCACUGGACUUGUAUGACUUUAACUUACUCGACCUGUUCCCAGAGUGUUUUUUGUUUAUUGAUCAGGCCCGGGAGGGCAGGGGCACAGUGUUAGUGCAUUGCCAAGCUGGCAUAUCUAGAAGCUCUACUGUGGUGGCAGCGUACCUCAUGCAGAAACAUUUAGUGACAAAAGAUAAAGCUCUGGAAAUAAUUGCCGCAGUCAGACAUUUUAUAAGACCAAAUGAUGGCUUCCAAGAGCAGCUUCAACUCUUUGAAAACAUGGGCUGUAGGAUAGACAAAUCACAUCCUGAGUACAGAGCAUACCAACUCAAUAAGUUGGCUGUUAGGUUCAAGUGUGGCCAGUUUUCACAAGGUGAGCCUGUAAUCCCCUCCGAGGUCUAUGUACAACCUGACUACUCCGCCAAGGGAAAUGAUGCUUACUAUAAGUGUAGGAAAUGUAGGAUGUUUCUGUUUCAUGACGGUGCCUUGACCUCCCACAAUAUAGGUCAAGGUGAGUCAGCUUUUGAUUGGAGGAGCAAAUUACCAGCCAGUAAACAAGAGCAGAAUUUUGCUGCCAAUGAAGCCGUCUGCCAGAAGUCAUUGUUUGUUGACCCCUUGACGUGGAUGAAAGGGAAAAUCAACCCGGUGCAGGGCAAGUUGAAUUGUCCAAAGUGUGAUAUAAAAAUAGGAUCCUAUGUUUGGUUUGGAGAAAAGUGUCCUUGUGGAGCCUGGGUGGCUCCUGCCUUUCACAUUGACAGCGGUAAAGUUGACAAGAUCCCCUCACAGCCUGUCAUGCCACGCACCCACACACCAGCCGCUGCUGCUGAAGUGACCACUGCCAUCUCCCCGGAACCUGUUCACCUUAUUGGUGCAGUGACAGCAUUUCCUGUGUCCAGCACUGGCGGAGGUAGACCUCUUGGUCACAACCCUCUGCCAGAAAGGCCUGCUGCUGGCUCCAGGCUGUCCUUGAUAUAUCCCGUUGCAGCUGUUCAGCCGAGGAUGGCCACUGCCGCCGGGCCAGGUGAUCGCCCUUUGAUUGCAUCCGUCUCAGCAUCACAGGUGCCGUCUUCUCCAGAACAUGCACCUCAGCCCGUCCAGUCCAUGGACUAUGAAACUGGUGAAACGGCACAGACGUCUGCUGAUCCUACUACCGUGGUUCCUGAUAACAGAGACUUAGAAAGUGGUAUUAACAGCAUCCAUAUGGAUGUGGAUAGCAAUUAACCCAUGUCUUCCUGUUUUGAGUACCGGUAGUUUGUGAACAGGAUUCUAUGUCUUAAUGUUUAACAUGUCAUGUUAACAAACUUACUAAAAUGUCAUUGAUAUGGAAUUGGCAAUUAAUGAUCAACAAUGCAAUGUCACUAUAUCGAGCACUUAAAAUUUAUUUUAGAAAAUAUAUAUGUUGAUUAUAGUGCUGUGUUUAAAAUAACUGUAAAUGAUGUAUCAUGUACCAGUAAAUAAUUGAUAAGUUCUUCAAAAAUUGUCAAAUAUUAAACUAAAUAUAAAAGGCUGUUAGGCGAGACCUAGGUUUUCUUGAAUAGGUUGUGAACCUAACCCUGUGCCAUUAUUAAACCGCCUUGAAGGACAUUUCAUGUGCAAACACUUGCUAGUUUCCUCCCCUUACUUUAAUGAUUGUUUUUCUAACUUGACUUGCUCUACUUGUGUGUGUGUGUAGUCCAACCUUUGACCUGUAGUCACUUUGUUAUUUUUUUCAACAGAACUAUAAAAAAUGAGCCAACCUGCAGCAUAACAUACGCCUGCCCCCCCCCUCCCCCCCUUUUUCCUUUUUUUUUUUCUGAUCGUCACUCUCACUGCAAAAGUUACGUGGGGUAACUCUAGUCCGACUUGCAGAAAUAAAAAGAGUUAUCUUUCCAUGAUUUUUUUCAUUUGGUGUCCCGCAUGGUUAGGCCAUGAAGAGAAUUAUAUAUAUAUAGAUAGAUAGAUAGAUUAAUUCUGUGUGGGGAGCUGAGGACACUUAAGUUCUAUUUUGGCGUAAUUGGAAUACAUAGAUAAUAAAUGAAAUUUUUAUAUGGUGUCAAAUCUAUUGACCAGUAAUUAUUAAAGUUGUUGCAAAAUGCAGGAAAUUUUAACACAGAAAUGCUGAUUGUCUCAAAAUACUUAAAGUUUGUUUUUUUUAGCUGAUUCAUUAGUAUACUGUAUUUGUUUUGUUACAGUUUCAUUUGAUCAAUGCAAUGUGCAACAUUAUUAAUGUUAACAUGUAAAGACACCUUUUCAUCAUGUUCUAUUCAGCUCCUAUUUUCUGAGACUGGUGUUUUACACUGUAACUGCUGUUUCUAGAUUUAUAUGCAGGUCUGGGCAGUUGUCUUUGAGAUGGUUUGAAUGAACACAUGGGUUUUUGCUUCUUUUUUUUUUUUUUUUUAAUUUGAUUGUGUGGUGGCCAGAUAACAAAUAAAUGAGUUUUACUUUGAUGUGACAAGUUUUCUUCACCAACAGGGUUUGAUAUGCCUGUUGUGCAUGCAUAGCUUAGCCAAGACCGUUCGUUCGUUGUAGGAGGCAUGAAUGCUGACUUGCAACGUGACCCCACGUCUUACACCGCUGUGGCGUGGCAAGAAGCUAAGGGUUUAAACUGACCGCAGGUCGCAAGCCAGUGUUCAGGCCUUCUAUAACGAUUGGUCUCAGCUGAACUGACCAGUUGAGUUGGACGAUGCACUUUUGAAAUAAACAGCUGUUUACAAUAAUGUGUGAUUUUUUAUGUAAUCAGAUUUCAGUCAACAUUGACCUCCAAGAAUUUUGUGAAUUUAAAAAAUGAAAAACAAAGUUUGAUAGGGAGUUUUAUAGGGGGGGAUCAAGAGAGAGUGUUGACUGUUUCAGAAAGGCCAGUAACUGUUAUCAAUUAUCUAUUCUUGUUAAUUUCAUUAGUCUGCUUCAGAAUAUAUAGGGCAUUAAUAUUGGAAUGUAUUUUUUAUCAGAUGACAAUAAUGUGUUAUUCACUCGUGGUAAGUUCUAUAAGGCAGCUGAGCUCAUAAAGUUAUCUGUGGGCUUUACCUUAUUACUAAUGCCCUCACUUCUGAUAAGAUACAAAAUAUUUUAUUGUUCUACAUUAUUUUAUAUGUGACAGUGUUAUUGAUAUCAUUUGAAGAAUUCAUCUACUACCUUGUUUUGUUUCUGUUUAAUGUUGGCCAUAAUGAAGUCUCAUGUUUAUCAGAGUUGAUUUUCUUUUAUUGCAACUAACUGCUACAUUAAUUCAUGAAACUUGAAGCACUUUAAGAAAGAUGUUUGUUAAUAAAUGGCAUUUCAACGUUUGUUUUCGCUGGUAAUUGAUUCAAAACCUGAUUAAUACAUGGAUAAAUGUGGUAUUUAAUUUUCUUCUUUCUUGACAGAAUGUCUGUAAUUUGUAUCAUAAAUUUGUAGUCUAGUAACAUUUUCUGUUGGUCUAAUUCUUUUUAAAAUAUGUAUGUAUGUGCACUAUAAACAUACAAAUAAUGAUUUUGAAGUCUUGGCAACACAAGCUUAAUUUUUAAACAUAAUUUGAUUUAAAUGACACUUAAAAAAAUAAUUGUGUCAAAAAGUUCUAUUUGAAUUACUGAUAAUGCCUGCUGUAUGUUGGGCUUUCAGUUACAAGAAGGUUACUGUUUACAAGAAAGUUGCUGGGGAAAAAAUGUUACGUAUUGUUGAAGAUUUUGCUGUACAAUUAUUAUUUUUUAUUUUGUUUUUCUUUUAAAAUAUCAAUGGAGCUUUGAUAUGAAGCAACAAAGUGGUAAAUUAUACAUUAUUUUUGAAGAUGUCUGAAUCUGGGAAUUGUAGCAGCAAGACACUCCGUAAUCAGUUUGACCACUGAAAAGGACUUCUCUUGACAGACAAGCUUGGACUGGGAACUGUUCACUCCUAGUCUUGUCUGAUGUUUCCACUAUGGCAAUGACCACUUUGAGUGACCAUGUGAUGAUGUCACUCCCAGGACUAUUAGUUCAUCUGGAACAUUAAUGGCAGACUACUUUCAUUAAACUUGUUUACUUUUCUACCCAGCCCCUGUUUACUUUUUUAUUUACUAGCUAGCCCCUGUUUACUUUUUUAUUUUCUAGCUAGCCCCUGUUUACUUUUUUAUUUUCUACCCAGCCCCUGUUUACUUUUCUACCCAGCCCCAUUUUUCGGUGACAAACUUUCAGCAAGACGUAGCUGAUGAUCUCUAUGACACAUGAGCCCUUGCUUCAUUUUAAUGAGGUUUCUACUGGAGCAGUGGCUUUACAUACCUAUUUUGCCAGAGUGGUAGUGCCUCCUGAAAUUGAGGGUCUCAAGUUUUUAAUCCUGAUGGUUGCUGCAUUUAUACUUCAGACUUUUAGUGGGAUCUGAUAAAUGGAACCCAACAACAGAGCAAUAAUCAGAGACAGAAUAUCUUUGAGAUAUUCUUAUAUUUUGUAUUUGCUAGCUAAGCUUGUAAACAGUUAUCUAGACAUCUUAGUUUUUCAUCUUUGUUUCAAUGCUUCUUAAACUGGUUGAAAUUUUCAAAACUGGUGAAAAUGUAUCAGGAUUGCACAUUUUUAAGGUGCACAGAUAAAAAGUGUAAACUUUUUGUAUACAGGAUGCAAAGCAGAGUUGAUUUGUUUUUUAAACCCCUUGAAACUAAACAUAGAAGUGGUGUAAAACACAAUGAAUUUUAUGGUGCCAUGUGUGUAACUGUAACCAUUAAAAACUGAUUUUGUGAAAGGCAAAAUUAUUUCCCCUAUUGAAGUUAUUAAAUGUUGAAUAUAAAAGUGA